GGGCUUGCACUCGCGCAGCGGGCCACAUUCAGAAGUCAACAAGGCAUCAAAACGCAUGGGAACCACUGAAGCUGCGGCUUCAGCUGCCUCAGUCCAGGAACGUGUGUCACAGCAGCUUGAACCUAGCAACAGGCCAUCUGGCACUGCUGAUGCGGAAGCGUUUCAGCCCUCGGUGUCUCAAGAUGUACAAAACAGCACCGAACAAGUGUUACCAGAUGGGCUCGAACCCGGGCCCUCACAGGAGUUGGAGGAAGCACUCCCCAGUGAUCUUCCAGAGGUCUUCUACACUGUGAUUGGCAGUGAAAGGGACGAUGGAAUGCUCUAUGCAGGGAGUGGUAAAUGGCUAGAGAAGGAGGCUUGGGACACACUGUUCCGGUCCCCGACGGAUUCAUUAUUUUGCCGCAUGGCCACGAAUGUUUUUUGGACGCCCAAACAGCAGAGGAGCCGCAGUGUGACGGGAACGCUUUCCAACAAGUCGCGUGCAUUGGGCGAGACCAAACCAAGGCCUGCGUUAACCCCUGAGAAAGUGGCCUCACUAAAAGCUCUCUUCAGCAUAUACAUGGGCAGCGAUGUGCCUGAAGACACCCAGAGCAAGAGGCUCAAGGACGUGCGCAGGCACCUUGCACAGAAACUGGGUGACAUCCGGCGCAAGUAAUCCUUUGUGCCGCCAGGGUCCCACCACCCACCUGCAGCAGGUUGACGCCUGCACCCUCCCUGAGCCAUUCCAACCAACUUUGUGUGCUGCAGAUUGUAGUACAGGGUCCGACAUGUUUCGCUGCGUACAGUAAUCCUUCUUUAUAACGAAUCAGUGGGAAGGCGAAAAAAUUCGAUAGAAGCGACCACUCGAGAAAAGCUAAAGCAGUCGAGCUUUAAUUGCCCCACAACUGCGAAAAAGUCUAAAUACAAUGUAUUCAGUGAAGCAAAACUUUAUUCAGGCGCCAAAAGGCAGUGAGGUUUGGCUGUUUCAAGCUCUUACGGGGCACGAGCAACCCCUGGUCACGGAAGACUAUGAGAGUAUCGCGCUGGAAAGCGCCGCAAAUGCCGUGGCUCGAGUCUGAGGCUGUGUUUGUUGUGCUCAAAAAACGAUUAGCGCUCACUGUGGGUAGGCAGUGCAAUUGGGAAAACUGAAUGGUUUUGGAGUAGAGGCUUUGCACGAUCACUGGGCAAUUUUCCUCCGAGGUGUGUAGCCGUGAAGCUUGCAAAACGAGAGUUUUUCGGCGCACCGUUGUCGACGAAACUCUGCUAAUUCUACGGUUCAAGUGUUGGUGUUUGCACACCGUUGCAUCAGCGCCAUUGAAAAAUGUCUAGAAACAAAAUUCAAUGACCCUACCAAAAAUUUAGACUGUUUGUCUAAAUUCGGAUGGUGCGAAUCGAGUAUGACCGGCUCAAAAAAAUCGCUGUGGAAACGCCAGCUUUGCGUUGAAUUGCCAUGUUGACAGCCUGACUCACCACUGACAAUGCUCAUAUUUUUUGUAUUUUUGGCAAGUUAUCGGUACAUUUGCACCGUCACAAGUGCAAUGAAGCUAGGGGUGGUGUUUUAUUGCAGUGCAGGCAGAUUAUGGCUAGCGGCGAGCGAAUUUCCAGGCUGGCUUCCCCGGAGUCGUCUUCCUGGUUUGUUAACGUAGCUCCUCACGUCGAACAUGGCACUUAUAAUGGGAGGGACACUUCUUUUGUGUUUCUUGGUACAUUUCAGUGCCUGAAGUGCUCUUUAGAGCGGUAAAAAUUUGCUUAUUGAGCGCACCCCAUGGAAUAUGACGGCGCAAUAAGUAUGCCCGCGGUUUCUUAGACACUUUUUGGCAUCCUAGAGACCACUGUUUUCUGGCAUCGCAAAGCGUCGGAAAACUAUUUUUGCAUGGAUUCUAUUACGGAGGACACCUGCGAUGCGAUUACGACCGAGGUUGACGGUUCAGGCUUUAUGCUCCAUGGAAUUUGACAGCUUCCAUUCGCUCUGCAGUAAACAGGUGGGAGCACUCAGCAGUCGCUUGGUGCCCAUUACUAGGAAGUCAUAGGUCAUGGGUUGUGUACUUUUGUGGCCUGUUCUGUGCCUGCAUGAGGCAAAUUCGUUGGCAGCAUUAAUAUGACACUGCAUACACAAAAGGUCACCACUGUUCGGCGGCGGCGAUACCUCUGCUCGCCACUUCACUCUAAACGGGUCAAGCUCUUCAUGCGCUUCAAGUAAUGCGGUUUAAAAUGCAUGCGUUUGGGUCGGGAAUAGGAGAAAUUUUGAAUAAAGCGAUAUUUCAAGUAAAGCAAUUUCGUUAUGACGAGUGAUUACUGUACGUUCAAAAAAAUUCUUUGUGCACACCGGUGCACUGUUCUUGCUCAAAAUUUGCAGAAAGAUAGCAUUUUGGAGUGUACGUUGUUUAGAAUAUCACUUGACACAGUUUUUUGCCUGGUAUUUAAGAAAUGGAUGCUGUUACACUCAACAUGAAAGCUGUCGUAAGUGGGGAGCAAUGAUUUGCCAGUGUUUCCCUUGCGUUAUUGUUGUCAGCACCUUGUGUUCAUCUUCUAUUUGUGCUUUGCUUUUGUUUUUCUAUGUUUAGCUUUUCUUUUUGUGUCUUGCUUUUGUUUAUCUGUUAUUUUGUCAUGUUUAUGCAUUGUUUAUUUUCAUUGGUUACUUGAAGUUGACUUUAGAUUUGAUUUUUUGUAAUUUUAGUACAUUUAGUAACGACAGUAGACAUUGUUUAAACUUUGUACAUAUGUACAUUUAUUUACAUUUGGCUUUUCACUGGCAAAGUGUGUGUACAUUUUCUCAUAUGGUUUCCCCUUUCUUUUUUGACGUCAUGAUUUCGCAUUGUCUUGUUGAUUUGAAAAGUAGUCUUGUUGCAUUGUUUCAUCCUCUUGGAGUUCAUACGCAUAGUGCCAAGUGCAGGGUUGUGUUUUCCUUUCACUAUUACUGCUUUGUGGUCAGUGAAGUGAAAUGCCAAUGGGUCUUCUAGUGCAUCCAUUUUAAUGUCCGCGAAGACGAGAUCUAUGGGCUCUCUUCGUUGGCUUCUGCUUCACGUUGUUGCACCGACGAAUCGGCCCUCUGGCACCGCUGUCUUUCGCGAGCAAACGCCCGUUGGCACUGGAUAAGUGUCUCCAAGAUUUGCUAAGUUUUGCCGAUUUCUUGCGAGGUCAUACACGUCCAGGCCGGUAAGCCACACAAGCUCCAGCAAGUCACAUGCAUGCAAGCUGCAGUACAUGCUCCACAACUUAUGUACAGUGCUCCAGUACCAGUCGGCAUCGUUGAUCCGGUCCUCGUCCUCGGCGUCCGACCGGGUAUGGGCAAACGGCAGGUCUUCGGCAAGCGCAUCUUUGCCAUUGUAGACUUCCAUGAUGCCAUUGUCCCACUACUCAGUCAGCUGCCCGGGCUGCACCUGUAGAUUAGAGAGGCAAGGCGUGGCACACUUGUAGCCAUGCAUUCAAUUCUCCAUGAUCGCAUUUAGCGAAUCGCCCCGCCGCAUGGUAGCCUCAUCCCAAGCCGGCCUCUUACUGAUCUUGGCCAACAUGGCCUAGUGAUUACUGUGGUGAACAGUGUGGUCUCCAGUUAUAGUGGUGCUCCACCUGGAGUCGCCUAGACCACCGCAUGGAUCCGAGCCCCUCAGGGACGAUCAGCUCAGCUGCAUGUGUAGCAUUUGUGCUCGAAGUGGAUGCUCGUUCGGUCCCUUCUGGGACCGGAACAGAGCUGAACCUGUUACACCUAUAUCGGCAUAGGGCCUGUGAGCUGAAGCUCCCAAAAAUCAAGGGUGACACUCAGUAUCAGAAUUCGCUGCAACAUGCUGCUAUACAGGAAGAUGGCUCCCAACCAUCGUGCUACCAGGGCAACGUUCCUUCAGCUUGGUGUAGCCUCCGAAGGCGACUCGACACUACGACCACCACGCACAUGAAGUGAGCCGCGUCUCUUUGGCGUAGCCUCCAAAACAGGAGAAGCGAAAGCGCAAGUCGCGGCAGGCUCAGCAACAACAUUCAAGGAGGAAGGAACAGCGUCUUUCAGAGUCUCCCAACACAAGAAGUUUGAAAGCGAAUGAACGGAUGAGACUGAAGCGACUCAACCGGUCUCCUGGGAUGAAGGCUGAAGAGGCAGAACGCAAGCGACAACAAUGCCUUCAAAACAAGCUCCAGCAACAGCAACACCAAGGCACAACAGCAACAGAGGCAGUCACAGAAAGGCUUUCACCUACCUCAGCAAAGUGCCCAUAGAUUUUUCGUCUAUCUGCAUGCGGCAGUUCCACGUUUCGAUAAAGCAGAUCAGAGUGGCCUUCCGCAGCAAUUCGUUGUGGUUCACAUCUACCGCAUGGCUCUGCAUCAACCUAAUAAUGCUCGGCGAAGCGAUCGUAAACUCAUCGCUGACCUGGUCACACGCAGCUUGGCAGGCUCGGCUUAUCGUCUGAAGCGGGUACUUCUUGAGUCGCUCAAAUUCCUCAGCGAGGCUGGAAUCGGCAUUGGUGGAACAGUGGUGAAACUUGAAGUCCCCCUCUGCGUUGGUGAGGUACAACUUAUCCAGCUCAGUACAACCACUUCGCCCAACGUACACGAGCUUUUGCGGGUACCUCGUAUCAUAGUCAUGCGCAAUGCUUCCAUAAGUUCCCCCCUGGGAACCACAUCUUCGGCACGGUGGGCAGGAUCGGCUCUCCUUCGUCGAUCGUAGUCCCGCUAAGCCGGGCGCCGAGCUUCCUUGUAGGCGGCUUCUUCCUCGGGAGUCUUGCCUUUUUUCGGUUGCUCCAUGGUAGCUGUACACGCGUGUUCACUAGAUGAGAGAGGUGACAUGUCUGUCAACACACCAGCUGCUCAGAGCUUUCUAGUAUACCAGUGACGUCACGGCUAAGCGAACACUUGCUUCUCCUCGAAUGGGGAGAGGGAACGUGAAGCGCACGCAUGCCGCGGAGAGACUGCGCCCUACGCGCAUGUGUGAUGCGAGGAGGUUGCGUGGCUCGGCGAUGUACAGCUAAGCCGAGUUUUCUGUCGGCACGAAACAGACUUUCGAAAAGCUUAACAGCUGUCCGCUGUAAACGUCACCGCCCAAGCACUUCAUACAUAAAUUAACCAGCGAAGCUGAAACAUGCGGCCCCAUUUUUAUCACUGAGUUAAUUUUAAUGGUUCAUUAAUGUUACGGCUAGGCUUGUGUGAAUAGUGCUUUUUUGGUUCGAAGCGAAUUCGAAGUGAAUAGUAAUUCUUGAAUAAUUUCGAAGAAAAAAAACGGCAGAGAGCUAAGGUCUGGGAUUUAUUCAAGGAAAGUAAAGAACUUGAUUAUUUGCGAAAAUCUACAAAUUUCCGAGCAAGAACAAUAUAGCUGUUCCACAUGCUGGGGUUUGAGGUGCUCCCUUCUGCAGCUUACAACGGCUCCUGUAGUCAAAAAAACCUUUCACUUCUUGUCUGGGUGGCUGGUAUUGAAAGAUACCUGCGGGCAGCUGCAACCAGGGUUAGGUAAAGGUGGCUGCCCUUGCUUUUCUACCACACAAGGGGGUCUUCGGACCGGGAAAGAAGGGGACCUUCAAGUACCUAACAACCUUAUCCGAGAUUGUACGGCUUGACUGAUGAUGUGCACGCGAACUGAAGUGUGUAAAAGCACUCCACACAGAGUCCCCUGAUGGGUCUGCAGAGCAGGUGCUGUUCUCACUUGUUCGUGCACCAUGUUGAUCAACUGGCACAGUCUCUUCUGCUGCUGUUGUGAGUAGAGUGAAUGUCCAUUGCUUUGCGGGUUGUUCAGCAUCUUUGCAUCUACGAUCGGCCAACAUUGCCAAUGCAGGAAGGCGUACGUGACAUCUUAAUAUCAAGGAACCUCGUCUUGAUGCUACGCAAAAGGCUUAAGGCAAGCAAUGCUGCCUCACCACAUUCGGAAACAUGUUUAGCUAGAACCACCUCGGUACACAGCAACAGGGGAAUGACUUGUGACAGCGUGGGGUAUCUGUCCCCAGGCAGUUCAGUUGUGGCAUGAUCAAGUGGCUUCCAGACUUGCACUGCUGCAUUCAUAAGCUUCCACUCACUUGCGUUCAAGUAUGGAACUGCGUCAGAUUCUGAAAGUUCUACAGUGAUGACCGUACGGAGCGUCACGAGCCUGGCCAUCAUGGCAUGCUCACUGUUCCAUCGCGUCGGGACGUCUUGUAUAACCUUGAGAGGGUCCAGCUGCAUGUUUCUCUCAAUUUCCUGAAGCCGUCCUCGGGCCUUGGCACUCCGUCUGUAUCUAGCCACAAUUGAUCUGGCCUUAGCACAGAGCUGCAAAAACCCUGACACUUCUCUUUUGGCAUCACUGACACACAAAACUGAAGGGUGCGUCCGAAACACUGCACACCACUCCAGGACAACCGCGCUACUGCAGGAGUAAAGCUCCUCCCAUUAUCUGUAACGACGAAGAUCGGCACAGUAUCGUGGGCUGGAAGUUCCCACUCCUCGAUGACACCUGCGAUAAAUAGCUCUGGGUUUUCUGCAGUGUAAGAGUUUGUCAUCUCCGUGCAAGCCAAUACAUGCACGUCACUGUCCAUGACGUGACAAGUUACACAAACAAGGCUGUCAUUUGCCCGCAAUGUCCAACCAUCAGUUGUGAUUGAAAGCGACUCCACUCCGCUUGCAAAAAUGUCCCCGAGCUUAUUUUUCGCCUUCUCUUUGCUUGAUGCGUAGAGGUCUGGAAUAAUGCCUCUCGAGAAUGUUGUCCGAGACGACACGGCAUAAUCCGGCAUAGCGAACUUCAUCAUGUCGAGGAAACCCGGUUCUUCGACAAUGUUGUAGGGGUGCAUACCAUGAGCUACGAAGCGAGCUAUCAUUUUUGUCAUCUGUUGGGCUUUUGGGGCCGACGGUUUCAUUUUCGUCUUGAAACUGUCGGCUAUGGAUGGCUGUUGACCACCUGCCUAGGUUGCUUGCCCCUUGAGCUUGGAUGGCCUUUCGCGUGCUUCCCGCUUCUCUUGGUAGUCCUUGUGCAAGUCCGCGUGUCUCUUUAAAUGCGUUGCUACGGUUGUUGUACUUGUCGGGGUCUUCGGGACUGCCUUGCAUUUAAGACAUCGAGCUUCGGUUCCCAGUGGAAUCUUUACAAAAAAGUUCCAAAUCGGAUUGCUAUCCACAUGCAAGUCCCCCAUGGUGCUCUCUGGAGUGGUCCAAGGCGGCUGGUAUUGAUCAAAUGCCGCCGCGGCAGAGGCAGAGUCGCCCACUAAACGCAAUUGACCGCACCACCACACCGACGAGAUGCGUUUUUGUAUGCCUUUGUUCUGAGUAUAGUUCUGUUUUCGUGGCUUGGUUUGGAUUGGAUUGGGAAAAGUAUUACUGAAUCCAAAACCAAAACUUCCGAAGAAGCCUUCUCCCUGGCGCGUGUGGCUAUUCGUUCGAGCCAAAUACUUCGAAAUUUCCGAAUAACAAAAUUCGAAUCGAAGCGAAUAUCGAAUAGCGCAUUACUCGUUGAACUAUUCGGAAAUAUCGAAUAUUCGCACAAGCCUAGUUACGGCUCCUUAAGGUUCAUUGCUGCUUGUGUUCUGCUUGGCAAUUUAGUGUGGCUUGGCAGGCUGCCAGAUCCUCGGUAUGCAGUUUCUGCUUGCGCUCGACCACUCAGGCUUGUUUUGUGCCCGGACUGCCGCAUCGCCACAGUGAAUACGAGCUCUCCCAUCAUGCUGCUGUCAGCGCUGUUCUUUGCAAGCUUCCUGCUGUUUGGGAGUUUGUAAUGAUGCGUGGCCUGCCCAUGUUGAAGUCUGAGAGAAACUGCGGCAUGCGUGCUCGACUGCAACAAAAAGAAUGAUGUCACUAACGGCUGCGCAGCUCUUGCCGCUUCCUCCCUCCAAUAUCCAGUUCCCACUCUGUCAGUGUGAGAACGUACCUGCUUCAUCCAGCUGUAUAAACGCGGCCACAUUCUCUCACCUUUUGCUUAUAAUUCUCGUACCUGGUUUCUUCGUGCGUGCGCGUGGGUUCCGGCGAAGUUUCUGCGCACAUUAAACAGACGGAUUUUGGUUUUGGCUAGCCGUAUACAACUUCGCUGCAAAAGUGCAAAUUUGCCUGUGUAUAUACUGGGAUGCGCAAGCUGCUGCCACAGAGCAAAAUAUUGUGUACUUGCUGUACCCUGUACUUGAUGCAAAUAAAAAUAAUUUCAGGUA
Dermacentor andersoni is the source of this 8051-nucleotide messenger RNA. Its product is annotated as BEN domain-containing protein 5-like. The record is from RefSeq and is a predicted model, not a curated record. Gene Ontology annotation, molecular function: DNA binding. Gene Ontology annotation, biological process: negative regulation of DNA-templated transcription. Lineage: Eukaryota; Metazoa; Arthropoda; Arachnida; Ixodida; Ixodidae.